AGAUCUCGUCUAAAGUCACGUGAACGUGUCCUUUUCUUCGAAGAAAGUGGAAGUUGGCAUCCCGGUGUUAAACCAACCAACAGAAAGUUCAGCAAAGAGAAAAAAUACAGACGGGUCGUUGAAUUGAAAACGCCCAAUAUGGGAAUAAAGUUUUUAGAGUUCGUGAAGCCUUUUUGUGCGGUUUUGCCUGAAAUAUCUAAACCAGAUCGCAAGAUUCAGUUCAGAGAAAAAGUACUAUGGACCGCCAUCACUCUCUUCAUUUUCUUGGUCUGCUGUCAGAUUCCCUUGUUUGGUAUCAUGUCCUCAGACUCAGCUGAUCCUUUCUAUUGGAUGAGAGUCAUCAUGGCCUCCAACAGAGGAACUUUGAUGGAGUUGGGAAUCUCACCAAUCGUGACCUCUGGUCUCAUCAUGCAGCUUCUGGCUGGUGCCAAAAUCAUUGAAGUUGGUGAUACCCCUAAAGAUCGUGCCCUCUUCAAUGGAGCCCAGAAACUGUUUGCUAUGGUGAUGACGGUUACACAGGCCAUUGUUUAUGUCAUGACUGGCAUGUACGGUGAACCAUCUGAAAUUGGAGCUGGUGUCUGUCUUCUCAUCAUCAUUCAGUUAUUUGUGGCUGGUCUGAUCGUAUCCCUACUGGACGAGCUGCUACAGAAAGGUUAUGGUUUGGGUUCUGGAAUCUCCCUCUUCAUUGCCACCAACAUCUGCGAGACCAUUGUCUGGAAGGCCUUCAGUCCAGCUACUGUCAACACUGGCAGAGGAACUGAAUUUGAAGGAGCUGUCAUUGCUUUAUUCCAUCUUCUGGCCACCAAGAAUGACAAAGUCCGAGCCCUGAGAGAAGCCUUCUACAGACAGAACCUCCCUAACCUCAUGAACCUUCUGGCUACAAUCCUUGUGUUUGGUAUUGUCAUAUACUUCCAGGGCUUCCGUGUUGACCUUCCAAUCAAAUCAGCCCGAUACAGGGGACAGUACAGCUCUUAUCCAAUCAAACUCUUCUAUACCUCCAAUAUCCCCAUCAUUCUCCAGUCUGCUCUUGUAUCAAAUCUCUAUCUUAUCUCACAGAUUUUGGCAACAAAGUUUAGUGGAAAUUUCUUGAUCAAUUUACUCGGAGUGUGGGCUGAUGUUGGGGGUGGCGGACCUGCCCGUUCCUAUCCCAUUGGGGGUCUCUGUUACUACCUGUCUCCACCAGAGACUCUGUCCCACGUCGUGGAGGAUCCUAUUCACGCUGUACUGUACAUGAUCUUCAUGCUGGGAUCUUGUGCAUUCUUCUCCAAAACCUGGAUUGAUGUGUCAGGCUCAAGUGCAAAGGAUGUUGCUAAACAACUGAAGGAGCAGCAGAUGGUAAUGCGAGGACAUAGAGAACAGUCUAUGAUUCAUGAGUUAAACCGUUACAUCCCCACCGCUGCAGCUUUUGGUGGUCUCUGUAUCGGAGCUCUGUCAGUUUUAGCCGAUUUCUUAGGGGCUAUUGGAAGUGGAACUGGUAUUUUGUUAGCUGUUACCAUUAUCUACCAGUAUUUUGAAAUCUUCGUUAAGGAACAGAGUGAAAUGGGUGGAAUGAGCACACUAUUAUUUUAAACAAAGACUAGACUUUAAAGACAUUAAAUCAUUUCUCCAUCAGCCUUUUCAUACAACUGACAGGACAUUUCAUUUUAAAGGUUUUAAAACACAUCAGUCAUACUGCUUCCCUUUGUUGAUAAGUGAGGAUGGAAUGAAUACUUUAUGUAAUUUAUUUUAAAAAAAAUAACCUUUAAAAAAAUUGUUUAUAUUUUGAACAGCUGUAUUUAUUUUUGUUUGAAUUGUAUAUAGAAAAAUAAUGUCAUAUUUACAUUUGUAUUUAUGACUAUAUUUAUCAUUUUUGAUAGUGAAAAAAACUAAAGUAUUAAAGAUGAAAGAUGGAAAGGAAAAGGUUGUUUAUUAAAGAAGCAUUGCAUGUAAGCUUUCACUCAGUUUUCUGGAAAAAAAGCUCUUAUUGUCAGUCCAAGGAAUCUGUUUUCUCACCGAGAUGCUUGAUUAGUGGUAAUGGUUCUUCAUUGUUGUGGUAACAAUGUAGGUUAUGUCUGGAAGAAUGAAGUGAAUAAGUGUGUUUCAUUAUAGAAUUUUUUUAUAUGUUACAAAAUGUGAGAAAGAAAAAUAAAAAUGGAGAAAAAAUGUU
Molecule: messenger RNA, 2146 nt
Organism: Saccostrea echinata
Lineage: Eukaryota; Metazoa; Mollusca; Bivalvia; Ostreida; Ostreidae
Product: protein transport protein Sec61 subunit alpha
Exons: 13
Coding region: 139-1569 (476 amino acids)
Biological process (GO): post-translational protein targeting to membrane, translocation; SRP-dependent cotranslational protein targeting to membrane, translocation
Cellular component (GO): membrane; Sec61 translocon complex
Molecular function (GO): transmembrane protein transporter activity; signal sequence receptor activity; ribosome binding
Source: RefSeq, a predicted model, not a curated record